Messenger RNA from Planococcus citri (citrus mealybug), 3302 nucleotides. RefSeq names its product aminopeptidase N-like. Gene Ontology annotation, cellular component: cytoplasm. The coding region runs from base 152 to 3082 and encodes 976 amino acids. The transcript has 14 exons. The record is from RefSeq and is a predicted model, not a curated record. NCBI's taxonomy places the organism in Eukaryota, Metazoa, Arthropoda, Insecta, Hemiptera, Pseudococcidae. Gene Ontology annotation, molecular function: zinc ion binding; peptide binding; metalloaminopeptidase activity. Gene Ontology annotation, biological process: proteolysis; peptide catabolic process.
UACAACGCUUUCAUUCUGAACAACGUUGGUAUCAUAACAUGUAAGUACCGGGUACUAGGUGUAGGUACCUAUUGUAUUUCUUUUUAAAGAGAUGAUUUUCCAAUAUACGAACAUUAAUAAUUAUAGUGUCUUUUAAUUGAGUGUAUUCAUCAUGAUGACGACGUAUUUAAAAUAUUUGAUAUUUUUUUACGUGGUUCAACUGUAUUACGCCUGGCCAUUGUACCCCAGUGAUGAUGACCAGUCACAAUUCAAUCAAAAAGAAAAUGAAAAUGCUGAAAAACAGGAUAUUUAUCGAUUGUCUGAUGAAGUAAUUCCAGAUUCGUAUCAGCUAAGAAUGGUACCAGAUUUAGACAAAUUUACCUUCAGCGGUAAAGUAGAAAUUAAAAUCUCCGCGCGGUUUUCAACAAAUAAGGUCAUUUUGCACAGUAAACGAUUGAAGAUAAAUAGCUGUAAAGUAUUAAAUGAACGAGCAAUUCCAAGUACAUUUAAAUUGGACCAAGUUAAUGAAAUUUUAAUCAUUGAAACUGAGCAAACGUUAUCAUAUGGCACAAGUUACACGUUAGCAAUUGAAUUUGAAGGUGAGCUGAAUGACGAUAUGAAAGGAUUUUACAGAAGUUAUUACACCAUCAAUGACAAAAAAUAUUGGCUAGCAGUGACCAAGUUCGAGACCUCAUUUGCCAGGGAAGCAUUUCCUUGUUUCGAUGAGCCACGAUUUAGAGCUCCUUUCCAAAUUUCGAUUGCCCACUUCAAUCACCAAAAUGCUAUCAGUAACAUGCCAUAUGAAACACGAUCGUACGUCAGAGACGUUUCAGUUGGUAAUCGUAUAUGGACAAAGUUUAGACAGACGCCACCACUAGCAACCUAUUUGGUAGCCUUUAUGGUAUCAGAGUUCACCUACAUUGCAGACAACGAUGGGAAAAUCAAUGUAUAUGCGAGACCAGACGCUUCAAAGCAAAUAUCCUAUGCAUCGAGACAAAGUACAAAGUUAUUGAAACAAUUGGAAGGACAUAUCGGGAUCUCUUACCAGCUCCCAAAAUUAGAUGUAGUUGCGGUGCCAGAUUUCAAAUCAGGAGCCAUGGAAAAUUGGGGGAUGACAACGUAUAGAGAAAGAUACGUCAUUAUGGACGAACGACAGCCCAGUAGUGCUUUCCAUAAACAAUCUGUCACUCAAGUGAUAGGUCACGAAUUCACGCAUCAGUGGUUUGGAGAUCUUGUGACGCCAGCCUGGUGGAAUCAUCUAUGGCUUAAUGAAGGAUUCGCGAGAUACUACGAAUACUUUAUUACUGCGGCAAUUGAACCAACGUGGGAUAUGGAUAAAUUAUUUGUCGUACAUCAAGUACAGUCAGCACUAUGGCAUGAAAUCAAUACACAACGGGCAAUGACUACGUUAGUAUCAAAAAAGAAUCAGCUUCGAGAUAUAUUUGAUGUGAUCAGUUACGCAAAAGCUGCCUCGGUCAUUCGAAUGUUCGAACAUAUGGUUUCACCAAGUGUGUUCAGAUCUGCUCUCCAAAAAUAUUUAAAAAAUGGUGUUGAGAAACAUGGUGGUACAGUUUUACCAUCACACCUCUUCGAAGCUUUCGAUGAAAUAAUACCCUAUAGUUCUCUAUCGAUGCCUGAACACAUCUCAAUUUCUGAUAUUAUGAGAUUAUGGUCAGAAAAUGUAGGAUAUCCUUUAAUUACUGUAUCUCGUUGUUACCAUCAUGGAAAAGUUUCUAUUUCUCAGACCACCUACAAAUCACAAAGAGCUCAUAAAACUAUACCAUAUCAAAAAUGGAUAGUACCUUUGACCUAUACAACAAAAUCUGAACAAGGAUUUUCAGACACCAAACCGAGUCAAUGGUCAUUUGCUGAUGAACCAACACAUCUAUCAGAAACAUUCUCCAAUUCUGACUGGGUUUUGUUCAAUUUGCAACAUGCCGGAUAUUACAGGGUGAAUUAUGAUUUGAAAAAUUGGCAACUUCUAACUGAUCAAUUACUUCAAGAGCCUGCAAAAAUACAUGUUUUAAAUAGAGCUCAGCUGAUUGACGAUUCGUUUGCUUUAGCUUACGACGAUAAAAUCAGUUAUCAAGUUCCGUUGAAUUUAAUUCGGUAUUUAGAAAAAGAAAAAGAGAUUUUCCCUUGGAUUACUGCAACGACCACUCUAAAUAGAUUAAUGUUAAAAUAUGAGACAACAUCGCUGGAUCCUUUACUGAAAACUAUAAUACGUGAUGUAAUUGAAAAAUCAUUCGACAAUUUUGGUUUCGAUAUAACAGAAGCUGACAGCCACGCAAUAAAAAUAGGGAAACCAAUAUUUUUAGAGCUGGCAUGCAAAAUGGGUGUAAAAGCUUGUAUUGAUAAAGCUUUGGACAUGUAUACUAAAAAUAAGGAUGAUCCAAAUGAAAUUCAGCCAGAUUUGAAGAAAGUGGUUUUUUGUUCAGCAUUACGAGACUCAGAGGACAGACAAAGUGCUUUUGACAACUUAUGGAAGUUAUAUGUAAAACCUGAUAUCGUCAACGACAAGAUCACAAUUUUACGAUCUCUUUCAUGUGUUAAGGAUGAGAAUAUUGUGAACAAAAUAUUAUCCAAAUUAAUUGAUUUAAAAAACGAAGAAAUCCGAGAACAAGACGCAUCAUAUGUGUAUGGAUCACUUUUUUCUGAAACAUCUGCAACAACAGGAGGAAUCAAAUUUUUAGACGACAAAAUUUCAGCCAUAUUGGAAAUGGACAAAGGUAGCAUAUCAGUUUAUGAAAAUAUUGUUGAGAAGAUAAGGAAUAAUGUGAAAACAAAUCAACAAAUAGAAAUGUUGAAAGAAUUGGAACAAAAGUCUAAAAAACUGGAUCAAUCCAAGUACAGGCACGUCACUUCUUUAAUUCAAGAUGCACAUACUAAAGGAUCAAAACGCAUACAAGAAAAUAUCAAAAAAGCACAAAUUUUGACUCCAAUCGUUACUCGUAUAUUAUCUCCGGGUACCAACGGUGACACUACCAGUACACCACCAUCGCCUACUUCGGGCGCUGCUACUUUGGUUACUUCAAUGUGGACUCAUUUAAUCAUCUUUAGUAUUUUCUUUCGUUAUGGAUUUAGCAUACAUAUUCAAUUUUGAUUUAUUAUAAAAUCAAGACAGUUAAAUAGGUACAUUAGGUACAUUUAAAAUUUACAUAGGUAGUACAUUAAUAUACACCGUGUAACAUAUGUAAUUUGGUAUCAUGCUUUGAUAGGUAGGUAUUACAAAGUUUGCAUCGAAAAAUAAUUUAAAAAUAUAAUGAAAUACCUAUGUUAUUUUAUUUCUUAUAAAGGGAAAAUAAAUCUUGAUAACACUCGUA